Messenger RNA from Hyalella azteca, 576 nucleotides. Its product is annotated as extensin-1-like. The annotation marks the transcript as partial. The record is from RefSeq and is a predicted model, not a curated record. The transcript has a single exon. NCBI's taxonomy places the organism in Eukaryota, Metazoa, Arthropoda, Malacostraca, Amphipoda, Hyalellidae.
UGGCGCGUUGCUAAUCCACAACCACAGGACCGCGUUACCACAGCUCCACCAACCACCUCCUUCACUGUGGACCACAGGACCGCUUUACCACAGCUCCUCCACCCACCUCCUUCACUGUGGUCCACAGGACAGCUUUACCACAGCUCCACCAACCACCUCCACCACUGUGGUCCACAGGACAGCUUUACCACAGCUCCUCCACCCCACCUCCACCACUGUGGUCCACAGGACAGCUUUACCACAGCUCCUCCACCCACCUCCACCACUGUGGUCCACAGGUCCGCGUUACCACAGCUCCUCCACCCACCUCCACCACUGUGGUCCACAGGACAGCUUUACCACAGCUCCUCCACCCACCUCCACCACUGUGGUCCACAGGACCGCUUUACCACAGCUCCUGCACCCACCUCCACCACUGUGGACCACAGGACUGCUUUACCACAGCUCCUGCACCCACCUCCACCACUGUGGACCACAGGACCGCUUUACCCUAUCAGGACAUACGCCGCUCGCCAGACCUGCCAAGGGCCCUGGCAGCCGUUCUUGUGCUGCCAAAGAGCGGUGUGUAAAAUUUAA